Oreochromis niloticus (Nile tilapia) is the source of this 2827-nucleotide messenger RNA. RefSeq names its product GTPase IMAP family member 5. Lineage: Eukaryota; Metazoa; Chordata; Actinopteri; Cichliformes; Cichlidae. The transcript is spliced from 5 exons. The record is from RefSeq and is a predicted model, not a curated record. Bases 174 to 1352 code for a protein of 392 amino acids. Gene Ontology annotation, molecular function: GTP binding.
UGCAUUGUGGCGUGAUGAAUUUUCGGGGUCUACGAUACAGUCAUUGAUCAAAACAAACACAGGAAUGACGACUACAAGAAUCAUGCUUAAAAGCAGCUCAAAAGAAAACGGAUGAGACCGAUUGCGUCCAGAGGCGAAGCAGCGGUACUUGCAGAAAAUAGCGUGCAUUGGAAAUGUGGACCCGUAUGAAAUAUGGCCGUGGAGUAGAAACCCUGAAGAACAACCGCUAUAGCCUGACAUAUUUUCGUACCUUAUCUGUGGAGUCAGCGCGUACAAGUCGUCAUUCAAACAAAGUGACUCUUUCCUCCAUCAUGGCGACUGCAGCACCUGUGUCUGAGCUGAGGAUUAUUCUGCUGGGGAGCAGCUGGACUGAGAAGAGUUCAGUGGGGAAUCUCUUACUGGGAAAUAAUGUCUUUAAUAAUAAACCUAAAGGCUGUGUGAGAACUGGUGGGACACUGGAGGACAAAAAAUUAGUUGUCAUCAACACCCCCUACCUGCCUCCUCUCGACACCUCCCAAAAUGAUCUGACAGAGUUUAUAAAAGACUGUGCAAAACACUCUGCUCCUGGACCUCAUGUGUUCCUGCUGCUUGUACAGCCUGAAAACUUUACAGAAGAGCACAAACUGAGACUCUGCAGAGUCCUUCAAGGUUACAGUGAUCGAUCAUUUGAUCAUUCACUGAUACUGAUCUCAGCACCCAGAGAGGAUAGCUCAGGUUGUGGGGAAGACUUCAUGAAAAGUCCAGCAUUAAAUGAAAUGAUCAAAAAAUGUAAAUGCAGAUACUUGAAGAGGAGCAACGUUGAACUUCCAGAGCUGUUAACACAUUUGGGUGAAAUUACAAAGGACAACAAUGGAGAGCAUGUCAGCUAUGAAGCUUUUGAGGACACAACACAAACAAUAGCAGGAGAGCAAAACCCAAAACAAAAGGACGCAAAGACUCCAAUCACUGAUAAUGUGGAUGCAGGUCUAAGCAGAGAAGCCCAGACCUCCCUCUCCCCAGCCGCCUCUUCCAGUUUGUCCAGGGGGAACACCCAGGUGUACCCAGGCCAGCCAAGAGAUAUAAUCUCUCCAAUGUGUCCUGGGUCUGCCCAGGGGCCUCUUCCAGUGGGACAUGCCUGGAACACAUCGCCCAGGAGACAUCUUUGUCAGUUUCCUGAACCACCUCAACUGGCUCUGUUCAAUGUGAAGGAUGGGGAUUCACAAUCUUGUUCUUUCGGUCAUUAUGUAAUGACCAAAAGUGGGGGAUGUAGAUCAACUGGUAAAUUGAGAGCGACGUUUUACGCUAAUCUCUCUCUUCACCAUGACAAUCGUUUCAGUGUCCGCAUCACUGUAGCCACAGCACCAGUCUGUUGAUCUCUUGGUCCUGUCUUCCCUCACUCAUGAACAAAACCCCAAGAUACUUAAAUGACUCCACUUGGGGCAGGACCAUGUCCCUGGUCCGGAAUGGGCACUCCACUCUUUCCCACUGAGGACCAUGGCCUCAAAUGUGGAGGUGUUGCUGCUUCAUACUUGGCUGUGAACUGUUCCAGUGCAAGCUGGAGACCGUCAACUGAUGAAACCAACAGAACUACAUUAUAUGUGAAAAGUAGAGAUAAAAUUUUGAGACCGCCAAGUGGAAGCCUUCCUCCACUUGGCUAUUCCUAGAAAUUUUGUCCAUAAAAAUGAAUAGAAUCUGUGACAAAGGGGAGCCUUGGUGGAGUCCAACACCCACCGGAAAUAAGUUCAACUUAUUGCCGGCUAUACAGACCAAGAUCUUGCAACAACUGUAUAAGGAUCAAAUGGCAAUGGUCCAGUAGCUGGUCCAGUGUUCUGUGAAUGAGACAAAAAUCGCAUUAUUCUUUCUGUAUCCAGAGUUCCACUAAUAGAUGAACUCUCCUUUCCAACACCCUGGUAUAAACUUUCCCGGGUUGGCUGAGGAGUCUCAUAGUCUUGGGUCUUGUAACCCAGUGUUUUGUGUUUGUGUAUUUGCAUUCUGCAAUUUUGUGGAUUUUCAUGGUUUAGUUUUUGUAUUUCUAGUUCUUUUAGUUAUUCUUUAGUGUUUUGGUGAUUUCUAGUCUUUAGGUUUUGUUACUGUGUCUACUUUGUGUUAACUAGUCAUCUUUGUCUCUAUAUUUGUGUAUUUCCUGUUUUACUUUGACAGUUUGUGUCCUGUAUUAGUGUUUUCAGUUUUGCUCUCCUCCCCGCCUCAUCGCAUCUGAUUAGUCCGACCUGUGUUCCCCUCGUGUUUCCUGUUUUCCUCAUUACCCUCUGUGUGUAUGUAUAGUGUGUCUUUCCCUCUGUUCCUGAUCAGAUCGUCUGCUUGUCAUUCCUCUGUAUUUCCUCUGCGGUACUUACCAGGUGUUCCCAAGUCUCUGGUCGCUUGUUCCCAGUUUGAGGUUUUUGUAUUGUCUCCUAUGUCCCACAUGUCCUUUGGUUUAGCUUCUCCCAGUUUAGGUUUUCCUAGUUUGUCUCUGUUCCUCCUGUUGACUUUUGUUCGUGGCGUUAUUGCAGCCAACAGGCCAAAGGCUCAUCUUUUGUUAAUCUCCACCCUCAUCUCCGUGUGCCUGCUUUUGGGUCUGCAUCCACCUCACUCCACCUCUGCUCUGGCAGACGUGACACGGGGUGUGAUCCCGCUAUAGUUGGAGCACACUCUCUAGUCCCCUUUCUUGAAGAUGGGAACCAACAACCCAGUCAGCCAAUCUAGAGUGUCAUCAUACAGGAUUGUACUGUUGGGGAAAAGUGAGGAAAAGAAGAUCAAACUUGGUAACCUGAUCAAUGGGUACCAAGGUUUUCACUGCCAAAAACAGUCACCAAUAAUGCACUGUGUGGCCUGCUGUAGUGAGUGGAGA